CGUAAUUACGUGGAUUUGGUGCGAAUAGACACAGCGAACAAUCAACGCCACAAAAAAAAUGGAAGUCCAAAAAUACUCGGUGAGUACUUUAGUGUUCCGCUCGUUGAAGCGUACGCACGACAUGUUCCUGGCCAACCAGUGCAUGCUGCCCCCGGUCGACCCGUCGAUCGAGAAGCUCAAAAGUAGCAUCAAGGCAAAGGACACCUUCAGCACUGUCCUCAAGGAAGUUGACUUCAACAACGAGAUGAAGAAGCGAAAGGGUGCCAGCACUUUGCACUCCGGCUCUGGUGACUCCGAGUUGGCCAACGGCACCGACUCCGCCAUCACCAGCAGCAGCAACCACAGCUUGGCACUCGUGACCACGUCCAAUACCUCCUCCCAGGUCAUCUCGAGCGAGAGCAACGUCGUAGCGAAUGUCAAUCCCAUUAAGAAAAAUAUAACCAUGGCCAAGCCGAAGUGGCAUGCGCCCUGGAAGCUCUACAGGGUUAUCAGCGGGCAUCUUGGUUGGGUGAGAUGUUGCGCGAUCGAGCCUAGCAACGAGUGGUUUGCCACUGGUUCUGCGGACAGGGUUAUCAAGAUCUGGGAUCUGGCGUCGGGACAUCUUAAGAUCUCGCUGACAGGUCACAUCAGUAGCGUCAGAGGGCUGGCUUUUUCGCAGAGGCAUCCUUACUUGUUUUCCUGUGGUGAGGAUAGACAGGUCAAGUGCUGGGAUUUGGAGUACAAUAAGGUUAUCAGGCAUUAUCACGGACAUCUGUCUGCUGUAUAUUCCAUGGCUCUGCAUCCAACGAUAGACGUCCUGGUUACAGCUGGUCGAGAUUGCACAGCUAGAGUUUGGGAUAUGAGGACGAAGGCUAAUGUGCACACCCUGACUGGUCACACGAACACUGUGGCCAGUGUUAUUUGCCAAGUUUACGAUCCACAAAUCAUCACGGGCAGUCACGACACUACCAUCAGGCUAUGGGAUUUGGCGGCUGGAAAGUCUAGAGUCACUCUUACCAAUCACAAAAAGAGCGUCAGAGCCCUCACUUUUCAUCCAACUCUGAAUAUGUUUGUGUCUGCUUCACCAGACAAUAUCAAACAGUGGAAAUCUGAAGAUGGAAAGUUCAUCCAAAAUCUCUCUGGGCACAAUGCCAUUAUCAAUUGUUUGGCUGCAAAUGAAGAUGGAGUUCUGGUAUCAGGAGCAGACAACGGUACUAUGCAUCUUUGGGACUGGAGAACUGGAUACAACUUCCAACGCCUGCAAGCACCAGUCCAACCUGGAUCAAUGGAUUCAGAGGCUGGUAUAUUUAGCAUAACUUUUGAUAUAUCUGGCACAAGGAUGAUUACAACAGAAGCAGACAAAACUAUAAAAGUUUAUAAGGAGGAUGAAAAUGCUUCUGAAGAAACACAUCCCAUCAAUUGGAAGCCUGACAUAGUCAAAAGGAGGAAAUAUUAGGUUGCAUUUUGGUGUACGUUUAUAUGUAAGAUUAAUGGAUGGACCCCAGAGACUCUUUUUAAUAUUGUAAUUCACUUGCUCUAUGAAUUAUUUUUUUUCAUUUCUACUAAGAUCUGGAAGUCGAAAUCACUUCAAUGAAAAACAUAUAGGAAACUAUGUUAUGUACUUUAAGC
This is a messenger RNA of Copidosoma floridanum, 1608 nucleotides long. It is a transcript of the gene Tango4, whose product is annotated as transport and golgi organization 4. Lineage: Eukaryota; Metazoa; Arthropoda; Insecta; Hymenoptera; Encyrtidae. Gene Ontology annotation, biological process: mRNA splicing, via spliceosome. Gene Ontology annotation, molecular function: protein binding. The record is from RefSeq and is a predicted model, not a curated record. Gene Ontology annotation, cellular component: catalytic step 2 spliceosome; Prp19 complex; precatalytic spliceosome.